Molecule: messenger RNA, 2118 nt
Organism: Syngnathus typhle (broad-nosed pipefish)
Lineage: Eukaryota; Metazoa; Chordata; Actinopteri; Syngnathiformes; Syngnathidae
Gene: sp8a
Product: sp8 transcription factor a
Exons: 2
Coding region: 819-2027 (402 amino acids)
Biological process (GO): regulation of transcription by RNA polymerase II
Molecular function (GO): DNA-binding transcription factor activity, RNA polymerase II-specific; RNA polymerase II cis-regulatory region sequence-specific DNA binding
Source: RefSeq, a predicted model, not a curated record
CCCAGGAAGAGGUGUUUUUGGGGAGGAAUCCCACAUUUGUUUUGUUGAAUGACGUGAAAUUGCUUCACCCCUCCCCCUGGGGUUGACUGAUCGGCCUUGGGGACAGGAUGGGAUGGACCGGUCUGGCCUCUCCCUCUGCCAGGUCUUGACAUCUUUACAAGCAUUAGUCUUUAACUUGUCUGUUUAACACGUUCAGCCGGGCUGCUUAACAUGUUUGGUCACCGCAUAGUUGAUCUCAAGUGAACCAAAAUUACGAAUGAACACACAAUAGUAAAGCAACAGUGCACGUUAAAAAUGUCUGGAGAGUCCAUUUGUGUUCCUUAUCAUCCAUACAAUGAAGCUGUGUAACAACCAUUUAUUUGGUUUUCAGUGCUUAUUUUAUAUUUAAUACAGAGCAGUGAUUACAUUCAUUCAUCACCUAUGGACAAUUUAGAGUCUUCAAUCAAGGUGUGACUUGGUGUCACAUUAUUUUUUUAAUUACAGUAAUUACUUGUUGUUGGUUAAUUUAACUGAAUUGCAUUGGAAGACAAAUUCAAGUAAAAAAAACAACGACACAUUUUGGAAUUUGAUUUAAAAUCUCUGCGUUUGAGUGUAGUAAUAAAAUACUCAGCCUAGUUUAACUAAUCAACAGACUUAUACUCUCAAAUCGCUACCAAGGAUUUAUCAUCUUGGACUGAAGUCCCAGUGCUUGCAGCGCACACUUUUUUUUGCACGGAAAUUUACGACGUCCCACAAAGGCUAAUAGCGAAAGACAACCUGCGUUGGCCUCCGAUUGGUCCACAGUCUUCCAAGACAAGAGUACAAAAGAGCAGACGAACAUGCAGUGUGACACACACACAGACCUCAACAUGACAGCUCAAACCAUGGCUGCAACACUGCUGGUGGAGGAACCCCGGCAGCGGAGCACCCCACUGGCCAUGUUGGCGGCCACUUGUAGUAGAAUUGGAGAGUCAAGUCCAUCCUGUACCACUCCUGACCUCUCCGACAUGGCCAUGGGACUCUCCAAGGGCUUCCACCCGUGGAAAAGGAGCAUCCCGGCCACUUGUAUCACUUCCAGGAGUAACCAAGGGGGGUUCCCCGAGACCUCGAGCGCAUUCUCAGUGACCAACAUCAAUGAGUUUCCAGUCUACCAGAAUCCAGGGCAGUCCGACGCAAGGUUUCCCGAACAGCGGUCCACGUUUCUCACCAAUUUACCUGCGUCCGUGGAAGGCAUCGCUGGGAUAUACCCGCGGCUCCACGCGCAUCCAUACGAGUCGUGGUUCAAGCCCGUGGUGGAGGUCGGGAGUGGGCCUUCCUCUUGGUGGGACGUCGGCACUUCAUGGGUGGAUACGUCCAACUCAGCCGGGAUGGCAUCCUCCCUGGGCGACCAUGGCUCCCCUGAGCACACCCCCAGCGCAAUUCAGCAACUCAUCCCAGGCACGCAGCACCCCUUGGACGGCUUCAGGCCACCCUACUCGGAGUCUAGCUCCUCCAUGCACCCUCUGCCGGCUCAUUCACGCUCCUCGACGCGUCGCUACGCGGGCAGAGCCACCUGCGACUGCCCCAACUGCAGAGAGGCGGAGAGCCUAGGUCACGGCGCGGUGAGCCCGCGUCGCAGGGCUGCGCACAACUGCCACAUCCCAGGAUGCGGGAAAGUUUACGGCAAGACGUCCCAUCUGAAAGCUCACCUCCGCUGGCACACCGGGGAAAGGCCCUUCCUGUGCAACUGGCUCUUCUGCGGGAAGCGCUUCACUCGCUCUGACGAGCUCCAGAGGCACCUGCGCACACACACCGGAGAGAAGCGCUUCGAGUGCGGCGUGUGCCACAAGAGGUUCAUGCGCUCUGACCACCUGAGCAAACACGCCCGAACGCACGGCCCCGAGGGGUCCGAGAUUGGAGAGGAGGAAGCCGGGCUUGGGAAAGGCAAUAGUGAUACGGACAACGGUGUCAGCGGAAGCCCGAGGCAGUCCCCGGAGAUGCACGCGACCGUCCAAAACGAACAAGGUGAAAUAAACAGCAUUUUUUUACAACAGAAAGGAAAAAAAUAGAAAUGGCACUUUAUGAUGAUUGGCAGACUAAACAUGUUUACCUCAGGUUGUUUGUAACUUUCUUUAAAAAAUAAACAUCAUCAUGUUUGUA